AUGCAUGUCCCAGGUCCACGCCUGUUGCACAAAGUUAUUAGGGAAGGAAAUUUCAAUGAAGUGCUGAAGGUUUUGGACAAGGGAGUCGACAUUGAAGCGAGGGAUGCUGAAGGCCAAACACCUCUCCACGUGGCUGCAAGGCUAGGCCAUGAACGUAUUGUCGACGUCCUUCUUAACAAAGGCGCAAAGGCUGAAGCACGUGACACUUGGGGCGAAUGGACUGCUCUUCACCAUGCCGUUUGGGGAGGUGGAACGGGAGCGGUAAAGCGUUUGCUGGACCAUUCGGUUGACAAAGAUGCACAGGACAAGGAAGGUCAAACGCCUCUCCAUCUCGGAGCAAUGCUUGGACGCAUUGUGGAAGUCAUAAUGCUACUGGAAUCUGGAGCCAAUCACGACGCACGGGAUCAGAAAUUCUUUACCCCGCUGCACUGCGCAGCAGCAUUCGGCACAGUUGAGCUUGCACAAGUUUUGCUGCAAAGAGGAGCCGACAAGACUGCCAAGACCAAGGAUGGGAAGACACCAUUGCAAAUAGCCGAGUCCAACAAGCGCCAUGACGUCGUCCAAAUGUUCCAUCGUUACGGAUCGAAGCGCUCGAGUCAGGUGCAUGCCGCUGCCAUUCAAGGAACUAUUAGCCAAGUGGAGAUAAUGAAGCGAGCUGAGAAUUCUGUGGGAAAAGCAUAUGAUGAGAUUGCUGUCCGAGAAGCAUCAGGGAGGAUUGAAAAACUCGAAGCAUCUCUACAAGAUUCACAAAAGAAGGCUGUAGCUGAAGAAAAGAAAAGACUUGAAGUCGAGGCGAAGGUUGUUAUUGAAACAAACAAGCGGAAAGAGGCCGAAGCGAGAGCCUUGGAUGAGGAGAAGAAACGGAAGGAUGCAGAGGCACGGAAGAGGGUUCUUGAAAAGCAAAUGGCUGACGCUAUGCACACUGCAAGUGAAGGGGAACAGCUGAGACAAGAGAUGGAAAACCAGCUUGACUCUGAGAUGUCUCUCCGGAUCAAUGCCGAGAAGAAAGUUGUUGAACUUCAACGGAGGCUGGAGCUGGUGGAGUGCCAGCUGCAUGAGGCUGCACAUUUGAGACGCAUGGCAGAAGUCAAGGCGAAGGAAGAAGAAGAGAAGCGGCAGAAGCUUGAGGCAGCAUUCAAUGAGGUUGAGCGAACGCAUAAGGAGUACAAUGUGAAAGUGAAGGCUGAUCAGGAUGUUUUGAAGGGCAUGACCUUGAAGCUUGAGGAGUCGGAAAACAAGCGAUUGGAGCUGGAGCUGAAGUUGAAAGAGGAAGCUGAAAGGUGCCGCAAGAUGGAAGCAUUCAAUCGCCAAGAACUGAAGCUUAGAAAGGAAGAGGAAAAAAUGCGAAGAGAGUUCCAGGCCAAGCUUCAGGAGGAAGGAAAGAAGCGAUCUCUGGCAGAGCUCAGAAGUGGAGAUGAAGCGAAGAAGCGGGCUCGAGCUGAGAUUAAGGCUCUGGCGGAAGAGGGCAAGGUGCACGAGCUGGAGGCGAAGCUUGGUGAAAUGCUGGCCAGGAACAAGGAGCUGGAGAAGAAACUUGCCAGUCCCCUAGACUGCCUUAACAAGAAGGAUCUGCAGUGUGAAAAUGCCGGUACAGUGCUUGGGGAGCAAAGGUCAGAGAAACCCCAACAGAGGAAGGAUGCUGAAGAGACUGAGACGGUGAAGGAGGGUGAGAAAGAAAACCUGAAAGCAGAUUCCUUGGCUGCUGAUGGCAAUGGUGCUGCAGUGGCUGAAGUGUUGUCCCAGGGGUCUGAAGUCAGCUCUCAAUGCGAAGAACUGCUGAGGCUGAGGGAGUUGGUGAAGGUGCAGGAGUGCCAGCUAGAUGAGUCAAAGGAGGUGAUCAAGACUCUUAUGUCUGCAGCUGAGAUGGGAAGCUCAAUGAGGACAUCACGGGCUUCGAAUGACCCUAUUUCCCAUACCAGAUUAUCUGCAGCAGAACCUCCUGCUGGCUCCACAAGUGAAGCUGAUGAGGAACAGGGAAGUGCAAAGGAGUCAGAGAACGAGCAGCAGCCCUUGUACCCAUCAGAUCUUGAAGUUUUGAGGUCUGAGAACGCCUCUGUUCAGUCUGCACUGCAGAAUAUGUCCGCGAAG
Closterium sp. Naga37s-1 is the source of this 2088-nucleotide messenger RNA. Lineage: Eukaryota; Viridiplantae; Streptophyta; Zygnematophyceae; Desmidiales; Closteriaceae. The record is from the annotation of a GenBank genome assembly.